AACUUAGUUCAUACAUUUAUAAAUUCAAUCUUUGUCACAGAACGUCAAAAAAAAAAAACCAUGAAGUUAUUCGGGUGGAUGCGGAAUCAUAACAGAACAAGCACUUCCUCUGCUUCAUCUCAUCACGUGAAGCAAGAGCCUAGAGAGGAGUUUAGCGACUGGCCACACGCGCUGCUCGCUAUUGGAACUUUUGGUUCAACAAGCAACGGUGUGAGUGACACCAAGAGUAAGAAUGUUCAAGAAGAGAUCCAAGAAGAGAAGGAGUCUAUCUCGCAACCCGAGCAAGCAGAAGAGUCUUCUUCAUCUGAUGAUAUUGAGGAUUUUACUCCCGAGGAGGUUGGGAAGUUGCAAAAGGAGUUGAUAAAGCUCUUGUCAAGAACCAAGAAAAGGAAGUCUGAUGUCAAUAGAGAGCUCAUGAAAAAUCUUCCUUUGGAUAGAUUCUUGAAUUGUCCAUCGAGUUUAGAGGUCGAGAGGCGAAUCAGCAAUGCGCUAUGUGCUGUUGUGGAUUCAUCUGAAGAGAAUAAGGAUGAGAACAUGGAGAGAACAAUUAACGCUAUAUUAGGUAGAUGCAAAGAGAUAUCUAUAGAAAGUAAGAAGAAGACAGACAUAAGCAAGAAGUCUGUCUCUUAUCUUUUCAAGAAGAUCUUUGUCUGCUCAGAUGGAUUUUCUACAUCACCAAACCCUAGCUUGAGAGACACGCUUCAAGAAUCGAGAAUGGAGAAGUUGUUGAAGAUGAUGCUACAUAAGAAAAUUAACGCUCAAGCCUCCUCAAAACCAACUUCAUCGACAACAAAGACAAACUUGCAAGACAAGAAACAGCUAUCUUUGAAGAGUGAAGAAGAGGAAGAAGAAACCAACGAAAGAAGAAGCAGUAGUGACAAACAUAAAUGGGUCAAAACAGAUUCUGACUUCAUAGUUCUUGAGAUCUGAUUCAACUUUUGUCCUUCAAGCUCUUGCAAUAACCUCUCAACAGCAAAGAUUCAAACACUUGUCUAGAAAUGUCAAAAGAAAUAAUGAAACGAGUCUCUUAUAUUUGAGGAAAUAUUUUGGUGCAUCUGCACAUGUAAUGUAUACCUUUUAUUUUUGCAUGAUUUGUUCUGUGUGCCGCUUGGGUCCAUUGAACCAAACAUGUUCUUGAGACAUACAUGCAUGAACACAGACAUGUGCGCAUGCGUUUGUGUAAUUUUAAGGUGGAUAACCUUUAACUUAUAAAGAUUAAUAAUACCG
Messenger RNA from Eruca vesicaria subsp. sativa (arugula), 1227 nucleotides. The record is from the annotation of a GenBank genome assembly. Lineage: Eukaryota; Viridiplantae; Streptophyta; Magnoliopsida; Brassicales; Brassicaceae.